This is a messenger RNA of Entrophospora sp. SA101, 1140 nucleotides long. The record is from the annotation of a GenBank genome assembly. Lineage: Eukaryota; Fungi; Glomeromycota; Glomeromycetes; Entrophosporales; Entrophosporaceae.
AUGAUUUUAAUAGAAAUAGUGUUGGCGUGUUAUAAUUUUUUCAUGAGUGUUCUCCAAGUCGUAUUAGAAUUAAUAAUUCCAAGACCUGUUAUCACUGAUCCAACUGCAACUCGUUUAAGAGAUUCACAAUUAACUGCACAAGUUAUACGUAAAUUUGAAACAAAUUAUGGUGAUGUACAUCCUGAUUUCUUUCAAGGAAGUUUUUCGCAGGCGUUUGAUCAAGCGAAAAAUGAUGUUCAUUUCUUGAUGGUAAUACUUGAAACUGAUGAACAUGACAACACUGAUAAAUUUAAUCGCGAGACAUUGACAUCUGAAUUAUUGGCGACAUUUUUACGGGAAAAUCAAAUUUUGGUAUGGAUUGCGAGUAUUACAUUACAGGCAACAACAUAUCCAUUUAUAGCAUUCAUUGUACUGCAGCCACCAAAUGGUAGCUCAGGAUCGAGCCAAAAAAUGACAGUGGUUGAUCGUAUUGAAGGAUUUACAACAACAGAGAAUAUUGUAACACGAUUAACAAAUCAAGUAAAUCGUCAUGAAAUGAGUCUGAGAAGAAUGCGUAAUGAACGAGCAGAACGUGAAGCUGCACGUCAAAUACGGGAUCAACAAGAUAUGGCUUAUCAAGCUUCAUUAUUAGCUGAUCAAGAAAAAGAACGUAAAGCUCAUGAAUUGGCUGAGGCUAAACGAUUAGCUGAAGAAAAUGCAAAAAAGGAAAAAAUACAACGAAAAUUAACUGAAGAAAAAAAAUUGAAAUGGAGACGUUGGGCAUUAUCAGCUUUGCCGGAUGAGCCACCCGAAUCUGAUAAAAAUGUAGCAAGAUUAAGUUUUAGACUUGCUAAUGGUGAAAGAGUUGUUAGACGAUUUAAGCCAGAUGACACUGUUGAGAUGAUGUAUGUGUUUGUUGAUACAUAUUUUCUUCGUGAAGAUCAUUCAUCAUCAUCGUCAAAUUUACAAUUUCCACCUGAUGAUUAUACCCAUAAAUUUGAUUUCUUGUUAAUUUCGCCAUAUCCAAGAACUGAAUAUCAUGUAGAUAAAUGUAAAACUAUAAAAAAUGAAAAUGAUAUUUGGCCAAAAAUUGUGUCAGCUAGAAAUAUUGACUAUCUAAAUGCAUCAAAUCUUGUUUUGUAUAAUUUAUUAGAUAUUUGA